This is a messenger RNA of Lobosporangium transversale, 328 nucleotides long. RefSeq names its product DASH complex subunit Dad4. Gene Ontology annotation, cellular component: mitotic spindle; DASH complex. Bases 30 to 245 code for a protein of 71 amino acids. Lineage: Eukaryota; Fungi; Mortierellomycota; Mortierellomycetes; Mortierellales; Mortierellaceae. The record is from RefSeq and is a predicted model, not a curated record. Gene Ontology annotation, biological process: attachment of spindle microtubules to kinetochore. The transcript is spliced from 2 exons.
UAUACACUACAACUAUCGUCUCAACUACCAUGGAUCCGCAUCAAGAGCAACAGGCAGCUCUGCUCAAUAGAAUUGCACUGAACGUGGAAAAGCUAAAUGAAUCAGUAGAGCAAUUGAAUGAAAAGUUGAAGCAGAUCAAUGAGGAGAAUCAUUCAACAGCAGUGAUCGCACAAAUCUGGAAUAAUUAUUCUAGGAAUGUGUAUAUUAUGCUGGAGGGUCUUGGUGGAUUGCAACCACCGGAAUGAUCUCGACAAUGACAGCUUCUCCCAAAAGUAUCCAAAUCCAGGCACAUAAUAAUAUUAACGAUAAUAAAAUAAAAAAUAAUAAU